CGUUCACCAGAGCAAGGCAGGUAGUGAGGACAAGAGACAGGAGCAAUGUCAUGGAAUAGCCAGGGUCAUCAACAGUCGGGCAGCACGGUACAGAAUCAGAAGGAAAAGCCAAGGUCAGGAGCAGAGCCAAAGUCAGGAACCAGUAUCAAUCAGGAGAGCAAUCAGAGUCAGGCCGUCUUGCGCCAAUCUUCGCCGUGCGUGUGCGCGAUCGCCGGAAAUUCUUCUGUGGGAAUUCCUAUGCGCAUUUCCGAUCGCGGUUCUUUUUGCCGGAAAUCCCUUACACCG
Molecule: messenger RNA, 285 nt
Organism: Staurois parvus
Lineage: Eukaryota; Metazoa; Chordata; Amphibia; Anura; Ranidae
Source: the annotation of a GenBank genome assembly